AUGGGCUCUCACACCGUCUCAACUCAACCCCACGUCCCCCCGGCUGGUGUGUGGUGCCCUGCUGUCACCUUCUUCGAUGGGACAGACUGCUUGGAUCUGGAGGCACAAUCACAGUACUUCGCCUACCUAUCGCAGACUGGACUGGCAGGUCUCGUUAUCCUCGGCACAAACUCCGAAGCAUUCCUCCUCACGCGCGAAGAACGAUCCCAGCUUAUUUCCACUGCACGCGCCGCAGUCGGAGCCGACUUUCCCUUGAUGGCCGGUGUAGGUGCUCAUUCCACCAAGCAAGUGUUGGAGCUGGCCCAGGAUGCGGCGAUCGCUGGAGCCAACUACCUUCUUGUGCUUCCCCCGGCAUACUUUGGCAAGGCCACCAACAUGAAUGUGGUCAAACGGUUCUUCUCCGAGAUCGCAGCCAAGGCCCCUCUUCCAGUGGUCAUGUACAAUUUCCCAGGUGUGUGCAACGGUGUGGAUAUGGAUUCGGAGACGAUCGCGGCGGUAGUGCGUGAAUCGGCUGCCGCUAACGCCGGUCGAUCGAAUGUGGUGGGCGUGAAGCUCACCUGUGGAUCAGUUGGAAAAAUAACCCGGCUGGCCGGGUAUUUCUCUCCUGAAGAGUUUGCGACCUUUGGCGGACAAUCUGACUUCCUUAUUGGUGGACUCGCUGCUGGUAGCGUUGGGUGCAUCGCCGCGUUUGCCAAUGUAUUCCCGAAGACUACGGCGCGGAUAUAUGCGUUAUACCAUAACGGUCAACUCGAGGAAGCUACUAAGCUUCAAAGGCAAGCUGCUCUUGCUGAAAGCGCUAUCAAGAGUGGAAUUGCAUCUACCAAAUACGCUGUCUCUUGUUACUCUGCGUCAGCGGCAGGUAUAGCGGGCGCUGAGGCUAAGCUUGUGCCCCGUCAUCCGUAUGAGCCAGUAGGUGAGGCAGUGAAGAAGUCCGUAAUCAGUGUCAUGGCAGAGGUUGCAAACAUCGAACAAAGCUUGUAA
This is a messenger RNA of Penicillium odoratum, 981 nucleotides long. Its product is annotated as dihydrodipicolinate synthase family protein. The record is from RefSeq and is a predicted model, not a curated record. Lineage: Eukaryota; Fungi; Ascomycota; Eurotiomycetes; Eurotiales; Aspergillaceae. The transcript has a single exon. Gene Ontology annotation, molecular function: 4-hydroxy-tetrahydrodipicolinate synthase activity. The coding region runs from base 1 to 981 and encodes 326 amino acids.